Molecule: messenger RNA, 1277 nt
Organism: Aspergillus caelatus
Lineage: Eukaryota; Fungi; Ascomycota; Eurotiomycetes; Eurotiales; Aspergillaceae
Product: metallophosphatase domain-containing protein
Exons: 1
Coding region: 140-1126 (328 amino acids)
Molecular function (GO): hydrolase activity
Source: RefSeq, a predicted model, not a curated record
CCCUAACACAACACAACCGACCACCUACACUAUCUUCCUACCUAUUUCCCUACAACCAAAACACAUAAUCUACACCUCAAUAACCCCCUCCUCCCUCUCUCAAAACCUAGAAUAACAAUCCCCUCUAAGAACAACAAAAAUGACCAUCAAAACCCGCAUCUGUAUAAUUUCCGACACCCAUACCCUAACCCCCAACCCAGCCCCAAACACUACAAACCCCUACCGACAUCCCCUCCCUAGCUCCCACAUCCUCCUACACGCCGGCGACAUAACCAAAGUAGGGCUCAAAGCCGAACACGAAGUGAUCCUGGCCAUGCUCAAGGAGGCACCCGCGGAGCUGAAGCUAGUCGUAGCGGGGAACCACGACAUCACGUUGGACGAAGAAUACUACACACGGAUCGGGCACUACCGACACCGCUACAGAACAGAUCACACCGCGGCAUCCGCGACAGCGGGGAAGGAGAACGUAGGGGCGUCCUCCGAAGAAGAAGGGCGGGUGGAAUCCGUGCGGGAGGUCAAGGCGCUAUGGACGAGUGAGGAAGCCAUGAAUGCCGGGAUCCGGUAUAUGGAAGAAGGGGUACAGACGUUUACGUUGGGGAAUGGAGCGAGAUUUACAGUAUAUGCGUCGCCGUAUACGCCGGAGUUUUGUCAGUGGGCGUUUGCGUAUGAUCGGGAUACGGACCGGUUUAACCCCCCGCAGUCGAUAUCGGAGGGGGUGUUUGUGCCGGCGAACCCGGUGCCGGAUGAUGGGGUGGAUAUUAUGUUGACGCAUGGACCGCCGUAUGGGAUCUUGGAUAAGGUGGUGGGGUCGCAUGCUAGUGUUGGCUGUGAGCAUUUGUUUCGGGCUGUGGAGAGGGCGAAGCCUCGGUUGCAUGUUUUCGGGCAUAUACAUGAAGGGUAUGGGGCGGCGCGGCUGGAGUGGAGUACGCGGAAUCAGUCGAUCAUUCAGUGUGAUAAGGAGACGACGCUUGAGGAUCGGUGUGCGUAUGCGGAUGUCAGUGGAGAGUCGAAGAGUCCGCUGAGGGUGGGCGAUGAGACGCUGUUCGUCAAUGCGAGCGUGGUGACGGUUCAGUAUCAAGCUAUGAACGCGCCGUGGCUGGUGGACCUGGAGCUUCCUUCAAAGUAGAAAGUAUUAUGGGAUUAUCUCUUGUAAUCGUUUUCCCGUUGGGUGGUUGUUUGAAAUUACAUAUAUAUAUCCUCUUUGGCGUGCAUGCUAUCCUUGUUUUGCAUCUCAAGGGAAUGGACCUAAUUUGCCAUGAAUCAAGACUAAAUUCAAG